Molecule: messenger RNA, 1058 nt
Organism: Nymphalis io (European peacock)
Lineage: Eukaryota; Metazoa; Arthropoda; Insecta; Lepidoptera; Nymphalidae
Product: phospholipase A1-like
Exons: 8
Coding region: 69-1058 (329 amino acids)
Molecular function (GO): lipase activity
Source: RefSeq, a predicted model, not a curated record
AUAGGCUUAACGCAAGGACACUUAUCCGAUAUCAGCCCCUAUAUAAACAAAAUGAACCAAACAAAUGAAUGAUUUGUUACAAAAAACGCAAAAUGAACGCAUGUGUGUUCGGGAUAUAUUUUUUCGUGAUAUUUGGUGUCUGUGGUGCGAACGAUCGAGAUGCUAAGCUAAGAUUUUAUUUCAAUUCAUUCAACAACUUUACUGAAUUUUCGAUAUCUGAAGCUCACAAAAUAUUUCUGACGUCAUGGUACAAACCCCAUCACGGCACUGUGAUAUUUGCUCACGGAUUUACAGGUAAGCCUACCGGACCAGCAAUCACCAAUGUCAUCACCGCAUAUUUAGACCAAGGAAAAAGUAAUGUAGUUUUACUCAAUUGGGAAUACUUAGCUUCAGCGACAACGUCGAAUCUUGCCAAUUCAUAUCUCAAUUGGGCAGCACCCAAUGCCAGACAGUUGGGAGUUGAUCUUGUCGAUGCCUUCAUUAGUCUCGCUGGAGCUGGACUUAAUUUGAAUGAAACGCACCUUAUCGGACAUUCGCUUGGAGCGCAUGUUUGGGGCAUUGCUGGCAGCAAUAUGAUGUCGAAAGGGAUAGUAUUGCCACGAAUUACUGGCUUAGAUCCGGCCGCUGCAGGUUUUGAGAAGAAGCGUACCCAAAAACUUGAUACUUCAUCAGCUGCCUUCGUGGAUAUUAUUCAUACAGAUUUCAAUAAGUACGGAAUGAGGACUUCAUCUGGCACGGUAGACUUUUGGCCUAACUACAGGAUGGGUCCCGCCGUCAAGCAACCUGGCUGUCCGCAUCAUCCGACUCCAAUGUUUUCUAAAGACGAUCUAUGCAGUCACAAUAGAAGUUGGCAAUUGCUGGUGGAUGCAUUUAAAUAUCCGGGAACUCUAAUAGGAUCUUACGCUAGGAACUACAGGACGUGGAAGAAUUAUUCUAAGGCUGAUAGGGAAGCUGUCACUUUACAACUUGGAAAAUAUGAUCAAAACUUGCGUCCAGGAAAUUACUUUCUUGUGACAAAAUCUGAAUCACCUUAUGGACUUGGAAUGGAUGGACUUUAA